UGGAUCAAAGCUCCUCUUUGCUUACAUGUGAGUAAAAAAUUCCGUUUUUCUUGCAUUUAUAUCACAAAUAUUUCAGCAUUUAGCUAAGUCUAUUACCUGGUCUCGCCACGUCCUCAUCUAAAACUUGUUCAACAUAGUUUUCUAGUACACCCGUUGUCUACCCUCGUUAAUCAUGACUAAACCAGCUUAUAAAGUCGCUGACAUUAAUCUUGCCAAUUUUGGACGUGAGGAGAUCACUUUGGCCGAAAAUGAAAUGCCAGGUUUGAUGUCUUUACGGCAAAAGUAUGGUCCAUCCAAACCUUUAAAAGGAGCUCGAAUUGCUGGUUGUCUUCACAUGACCAUCCAAACUGCCGUUUUAAUCGAGACACUCAUUGAUUUAGGUGCUGAAGUACAAUGGUCAUCAUGUAAUAUUUACAGUACUCAAGAUCAUGCUGCAGCUGCCAUGGCUAAACGUGGUGUUGCUGUGUAUGCUUGGAAAGGCGAGACUGAAGAAGAGUACUUAUGGUGCAUUGAGCAAACCAUUUUCUGGCCUGAUGGUAAACCUCUCAACAUGAUUCUUGAUGAUGGAGGUGAUUUGACCAAUCAUAUUCAUGAGAAAUACCCUCAACUUUUAUCUGGAAUUAAGGGUAUAUCUGAGGAGACAACCACAGGUGUACAUAACUUGAACAGAAUGUUGAAGAAAGGUCUUCUCAAAUGUCCAGCUUUUAACGUUAAUGAUUCCGUUACUAAAUCCAAAUUCGACAAUCUUUACGGAUGUCGUGAAUCUUUAAGUGAUGGAAUUAAAAGAGCUACUGAUGUUAUGAUUGCUGGUAAAACUUGUGUAGUCGCAGGUUUCGGUGAUGUAGGUAAAGGUUCAGCCCAAUCAUUACGAGCUUUCGGUGCACGAGUUAUUGUUACUGAAAUUGAUCCAAUCAAUGCUUUACAAGCUGCAAUGGAAGGAUACGAAGUCACCACCAUGGAAGAAGCCGCUCCACGAUCGUCUAUCUUUGUUACAACUACUGGUUGUAAAGACAUCAUUAGAGGAGAACAUUUCGAAGUUAUGCCAGAUUACUCAAUCGUUUGUAAUAUUGGUCACUUCGAUAUUGAAAUUGAUGUUAAAUGGCUUGAAGCCAAUGCUGUAGAGAAAGUCAAUAUCAAACCUCAAGUUGAUCGUUACACCCUUAAAAAUGGUCGCCAUAUCAUUUUGCUUGCCGCUGGAAGACUUGUUAACCUUGGUUGUGCUACCGGACACCCUAGUUUUGUAAUGAGUAACUCAUUCUCUAAUCAGGUUCUUGCUCAAAUUGAAUUAUGGACUGCUCCUGAUGGAAAAUAUCCGGUUGGUGUAUAUAUUUUGCCCAAAAAAGUGACUUGACGAAGAAGUAGCUGCUCUGCACCUGCCACAUCUUGGUGUUAAAUUGACUAAGCUUACUAAAGCACAAGCUGAAUACCUUGGUCUUCCUGAGGAUGGACCUUAUAAACCAGAUUUAUACCGAUACUGAUUGAUUUCAUUUGUAUUUUGCUACUCAAUCUUCCCUUAGUAACUGGAGAACUUCAAGUUUCAACUGAUUAAUAAUGCUAAUUAAAAUUAUGAUAUGAUAUGAGCAA
Molecule: messenger RNA, 1584 nt
Organism: Tetranychus urticae (two-spotted spider mite)
Lineage: Eukaryota; Metazoa; Arthropoda; Arachnida; Trombidiformes; Tetranychidae
Source: RefSeq, a predicted model, not a curated record